This is a messenger RNA of Populus trichocarpa (black cottonwood), 1584 nucleotides long. Its product is annotated as monooxygenase 2. NCBI's taxonomy places the organism in Eukaryota, Viridiplantae, Streptophyta, Magnoliopsida, Malpighiales, Salicaceae. The coding region runs from base 150 to 1382 and encodes 410 amino acids. The transcript has 6 exons. The record is from RefSeq and is a predicted model, not a curated record. Gene Ontology annotation, molecular function: FAD binding.
UAGUUGCUUUUUAUAUUCCCUGUUUCAUCAUUUACAGUCUUGCAGUGCUACUCUUCAAGCCAAUCAUUCUAACUUGAACAAACUUUACAUCCAUUCUCAUAACAAAACCAAGUUCUUUAGUACUAACUAGAGGAAUUAAUUCCAAUAUUAUGGAAUUAGUUGAAGAAGUGGUGAUUGUAGGAGCUGGAAUAGCUGGACUUACAACAUCUUUAGGGCUUCACAGGCUUGGAAUUCGAAGCUUAGUGUUGGAAUCAUCAGCCGGUUUGAGGGUCACAGGAUUUGCUUUCACAACAUGGACUAAUGCUUGGAGGGCAUUAGAUGCUGUUGGUAUAGGUCACUCUCUCCGACAACAACAUGGAUUCCUCGAUGGAUUAGUUGCUAGCUCUAGUGUUGUGAGCAAACCUGGCACACAGAUAUCUUUUAAGGUCAAAGGGACUAUUGGAGACCAUGAGGUUCGUUGCGUGAGAAGAAAAUUGUUACUGGAAGCCCUUGAAAAAGAACUCCCAGAUGGUACCAUAAGGUACUCCUCCAAGGUGGUUUCUAUUGAAGAAUCAGGCUACUUAAAGCUGGUGCAUCUUGCUGAUGAUACCAUCAUCAAAACCAAGGUAUUGAUUGGUUGUGAUGGGGUGAACUCAGUGGUGGCAAGAUUUAUAGGCUUCAAGAAGCCAGCUUUUGCCGGCCGAUCAGCUAUACGGGGUUAUGCAGAUUUUAAGGUUAAUCAUGGCUUUGGCUCCAAGUUCCUGCAGUUAUUUGGCAAAGGGGUUCGAUCAGGUUUCCUCCCUUGUGAUGAUACAACUAUAUACUGGUUUUUCACUUACAUUCCCACUGGCCAGGACAAAGAGCUAGAGGAUAACCCAACCGAGAUGAAGCAAUUUGUGCUGAGCAAACUCGGAAAUGUACCUGAUCACGCGAGGACAUCUGUGGAAAUCACUGAGCUAGAUAGCAUCACAUCAUCUCCUUUAAGGUUUAGGCAUCCAUGGGAGGUUCUAUGGGGAAAUAUAAGUAAAGGCAAUGUUAGUGUAGCGGGUGAUGCUCUCCAUCCCAUGACACCAGAUAUUGGCCAGGGUGGGUGUGCUGCUUUAGAAGAUGGUGUUGUUCUAGCUAGGUGCCUCGCCGAGGCCUUGAAGAAGGAGUUAAAUGUGGAAGGUAAAGAGAAAGAGAGAGAAGAAUACAAGAGGGUUGAAAUGGGGUUGAAAAAAUACGCAGCGGAGAGGAGAUGGAGAAGUUUUGAGCUCAUAAGCACUGCUUAUAUUGUUGGUGCUAUACAACAAGGUGAUGGAAAAAUAAUGAACAUCUUGAGAGAUGCAUUUUUGGCUAAAUUUCUUGCUGGAUUGCUACUAAAGAAAGCUGAUUUUGAUUGUGGAAAGCUCAAUAUUUCUUGAUCCUGCUCUUGUCCUUGUAAUCCGUAAAAUCUCUUAUUAUGAAUUAAGAUCCUGCCGUGUUUUUCUUUUUGUAAUUUUUCUUGAUGCAAUCGGUAAGCUUCGAAAUAAAGAUAAGCCUUUUUAUUUAUGUUGGAUUCAAUAAUUGUAUUAUGUUCUUCAUCCAUUACGUUUGUUAAUGCAAUCCGUAUAGUUCAAUAUACAA